Molecule: messenger RNA, 5945 nt
Organism: Gadus macrocephalus (Pacific cod)
Lineage: Eukaryota; Metazoa; Chordata; Actinopteri; Gadiformes; Gadidae
Exons: 8
Coding region: 49-2934 (961 amino acids)
Biological process (GO): DNA recombination; DNA integration
Molecular function (GO): DNA binding
Source: RefSeq, a predicted model, not a curated record
GAAGAACAGAGAGGAAGGAAGAGAAGAAAGCAGGAGAAUUCAGGAGGAAUGAGGAAGAGAGAUGGCGGUAAGAGAAAUAGGGAUUGCAAGACACAUCGUGUUAUGAAAGAGUUGUUGGGCUCUUUUGAAAAAUGCUCACAUUGCCAUGGGCCAUUUUCUUCAUUGAAGUGGUGGGGGCUAAGAUGUGACGUUUGCACCACUGUAUGGCAUACGUACUGCUUUCACUCCAAAGACAAAAGAGAAAAGACUUCGCCUAUGGCUCCAACUACAGUCGAGAAACCUGUUCUCCACUCACCAGUCGUCUGUCCAUCUACAGGCCACACACCAGUCGUCUGUCCUUCUACAGGCCACACACCAGUCAUAUCUCCAUCUACAGGCCACACACCAGUCGUCUGUCCAUCUACAAGUCACACACCAGUCGUCUGUCCAUCUACAGGCCACACACCAGUCGACUGUCCUUCUACAGGCCACACACCAGUCAUAUCUCCAUCUACAGGCCACACACCAGUCGUCUGUCCAUCUACAAGUCACACACCAGUCGUCUGUCCAUCUACAAGUCACACACCAGUCGUCUGUCCAUCUACAAGUCGCACACCAGUCGUCUCUCCAUCUACAAGUCACACACCAGUCGUCUCUCCAUCUACAAGUCACACACCAGUCCUCUCCUCUACAGUGCUCCCUGAAGAGAAUGAAAGUAACUUCAGUGAAGAGGAGGCCUUGGAUGAUAUAUGUGAUGACGAAUACGUUCCAGAUUCCGAAAGCACAGACACAGAAGAUGAGGAACCAAUAAACAGCUUGGCGAACUCAACAUUCCAGGUUGCCGGUGAAUCACUAAUGGAUACCUCUAUGACCUGUAAUGUCACAGAUGACACCCUUGUCACUGAACAAUCUUGCACCAACACAGCACCUCCAACCAGUGUUGUAAGAGCAGGCCAAAAUUUCUGCUUCGUUUGCAAGGAUUUUCAUUCCAAAAUAGCCCGGCAUUUCAAAACUCACGUACAAGAGAAUUCUGACAUAGCAUAUGCCCUUAGUCUCCCAGCACGCUCAGCAACUAGGAAGAAGCUCCUAGAAAAUCUUCGCAACAGGGGAAACUUCGAGUACAACAGAGAUGUUCUGAAAAAAGGAAGUGGUCAGCUUAAAGUGAAGCGCAGAGCUAAGAAAGUUGAAUCAAAAAAAUAUGAAUAUUGUAUCCAUUGUAAGGGAAUGUUUUUGCGACCAGAACUAUGGAGACAUAUGAAGAGGUGCUCCUCCAAACCAGAGGAACAGGAACAUCAAGGAAGGAAAAGGGUGCUUGGCCUAGCAGCUGCAAUCGACUCAGCUUCUUCAAGCACAGUUGAAAACGGGGUGCUUAAAAUGUUAAGCCGUAUGCAUGACGAUGACAUAGCAAGUGUUAUUCGUAAUGACUUCUGCCUUCUUCGCUAUGCUGACACACUUUUCAGAAAACAUGGACAUGACCCUUCAAAACAUGACUAUAUCCGCCAAAAAAUCCGUCAGCUGGGAAGAUUCCUGCAAACCCUCCGCAAAAGGUCUUCAAUCCUAACCUUAGAGGAUGCCAUAAAACCAGGAAAUUUCAUGGAAGUAAUUGAAGCAGUAAAAGAAACAGCAGGAUUUGAUAAAGAAAGGAACCGUUACAAAACUCCAAGCCUUGCACUUAAAAUUGGACACUCACUGUUGAAAGUGAGUGACAUCAUUCAUUGUCAUGCUCUUAUUGCUGGAAAUGACAAUUUGAUAAAAUCCUCAAAAGCUUUUCAGAAGCUUUAUACUGCAAAGUGGUCUGAGUUCAUAUCCCACUGUGCUUUAAGCACCAUUAGUGACUUGAAAUACAACAAACCAGCCAAAUUACCGCUCACUGACGAUGUGACAAAAUUUAACAAGCAUCUUGACAAAACUGUUGAAUCAGCAACUGCUGCAUUGAAGAAGGAGACAACAGUGCAGAACUAUUCCAGCCUUGCAAAAGCUGCAUUGACCAAGAUUGUCCUCUUCAAUAGAAGACGUGUUGGGGAGGUCUCAAAGAUAAAAAUGAAGAAUUUUCUGGAAAGAAUCAAAGAAACAAACACCCUUGAUGAAGUUGGGCUGUCAGAGUACGAAAAGAAACUCUGCCACUAUUUUGAGCGUGUUGAACUGAAAGGAAAAAGGGGCAGAAAGGUAGCCAUGCUGCUGACACCUGAGAUGGUAAAUGCACUCAACAUUAUCAUUGAGAAGAGGAAGGAAUGUGGUGUCCCAGACCAAAAUGAAUUCUUGUUUGCUGUGCCAAAUUGUCCGACUCACUACCGAGGACAUCAGUGUCUCAGACAGCUCGCAGAUGAGUGUGGUGCCAAGAGGCCAGAGUACCUACGAUCAACUCAACUGCGCAAAGCCAUAGCGACCACAUCACAAAUCCUGAAUUUGAAGAGCAACGAACUAGAUCAGCUUGCUGAUUUUAUGGGGCACGAUAUAUCAGUACAUAGAGAGUUCUACCGUCUGUCAGAGCCUACCAUACAGAGUGCAAGAAUUUCCAAGUUGCUCCUUGCACUUGAAAAGGGAAAGAUGCAUGAGCUUAAAGGAAAAUCUCUUGAUGAAAUUGAAGAUUUCACAGAUGAUGAUGAUGAUGACGAUGAGAGUGAGCAGGAACAAACCACUGACAACAAAGCAGUGGAAGAUUGUCCUCGUGAACUGAACGAUUUUUCAGACAUGGACACUCCUGAAGGUGACAGACUCCUUCCUGUACUUAAGGUCCCUAAAGCCAAAACACGAAGACAAUGGACAAAAGCAGAAGAAAAUGCUGUGAUGAGACACUUCAAGUCUCAUGUAAUUAAAGGCAAUUUGGCGUCCAAGCAGGAAUGUUCCCUCUGCAAAGAAUGUGAGCCAGCACUAAAAAAAAGAACGAUCCAAAAUAUCAGGGACUUUGUUCGAAACAAGGGGCUGACGUUUAAGCGCCGCCGCCAUCCAAAUUGAGUAACUAUAUCUACCUAGCCAGCGUUGUUCAACUUGUUCAGUUCUUGAUUGUUAUCAUAUAUUAUUACGUUUAGUGUUUUUAAUGUUUAAUGUUAUUUUUUAAUAUAUAUAUAUGUUCAAUGUUGCACGUUACCCCGAUGGAAUAAAUUUAUUGAAAUUUAAAUCUCUUAAUUGUGAUAGUUAAUGUUCUUUAGAAUAGUUACAUCAAUAUGUAAUGCUGCACAAAAAAUUGAAGGCUUUAAAUAGACCCUGUGAUUGGUAUCGGAUAUCGGCCCAAAACAUCCACCUCUAACGUCCACCACAUUUUUAUGGGUGAGUAAGGCUCCAACACCAACAACUGCUGCAUUUGCACUCCAUUGUUUGUGUUGUCUUUUUAGAAUAUAUCUAUGGUGUCAUACAACAGCUUGUGUUUGUUACUCUUCCUCAACAUGCCAAACAUGGAAGUCCUAGAAAACAAUAGAUGACGCGCAGACAACUCGGUUCCUUUUCCUUUUCUUUUCUUAAUUUCUUUUGUUAAUUCAGAAGGAGGUUCAGUUUCAAAUUCAUAACCUUAACAAAUCAUAAUGGAAAAAUACUAAUACUGCAUUAUCAGCUUCCAUAAACAAUCAGAAGAAAUAAACAAUCCAUUCAAGAAGCACAAUUACUAUUACUUUACGUGCUGUUAGAGAUUUUAAUCAUGCAGCCCCAUAUGUCAGUGGAGAGAGUAGACGGGAGUCCAGGAUGUCUUGCGUUGAAAAGGUUUAUUUACUUGAUCCAGGAGACGUGACUGAAUGAUCAGUACACGUUAUGUUCUGAUGCUCCUUUCAUUAUUUUUCAUUCAUUCGGAAGUGUCUGUCCUCUGGGGAAACCACCACACAGAUAAUGUCAUAAGUUUGAGCCAUGCCCAAAUAUGGACAGAUCCAACACAUCUACAAUAUACAGAAUUUAGUCUACUCAGGACCUUUGUUCUCCAUCCAACAUAAUAUCAAACCUCUCACUCCAGUUACCUCAACCUACCAUGCGAUACUAAAAACUUGCAGUUUUGCAUGUAUUCUUUGUACUGACUCUAUAGCAGCAACCAAAGCUUGCAGUUUUGGUUGAUCGCUGCUCAGCAUCCAGAGCAGGCUGGCAGUAGGCAGGCAGAAGGCUCCCCUGCCAGGGGGACAACAGCAGAGAGCAUCGGAUGCAGGGAUCAGAUUGCUUUGACUUGUAAACUAUGCUAAACUUGCUACUAACUUAUUAUUUUUUUCCUCGGUUGAUACGUGGCGUGUGAGGGGGAGGGUGCAGAGCAGCAGCACCACCUCCGCCAAAGACUCACUUUGACUUUUGCCCAAAAAUCAUAUUCGAAGUUUGUUUGUUUAUUAAUAUUAAUAUUAGAAUAUAUUCAAAUAUUUAUUAAUAAUAUUUUGACCAUUAAAUGACUUCAGUAAGACCUGGGCUGAAUCGGAAUACUUAGUACAUACUAUUUCUGUUCAGUGUCUACUACUUGACCGUACUACACUUGACAGUGUAGUACGGUCUAUAGCUAUGCGUAGAACGCCUCCGAACGCUUCCGAACAUCGCCGAAACUCCACCGGAUGUUUGGAGAUGACGCAUCUCCCCUCAGAUGCCGGCAAAAUUACCUUGAUAAGUUACCUGUUUUCCGUCUUGUCAUCGUUGCUAUUAAAUUAAAAUUGCUCUUUUUACUUAAUUACUUACUUUACUUUUUUACUCUUUUUAAUGUCUCUUUUUUUCGCCGCUUUCUACAACGUCUUUCUAAGCCGCUGUUGGUAGUGUCGGGUCAGCCAUCUGUUCUUCCUUUGUUACCAGACUCCGGUUGCAUUGUGGGAUAGUGUAGUGACCUACCGUUGUAUACUGGCGGUAGUACGCAUUCGGAAACGUUUUCCGUACUACACAAUGCGUACUGAGCAUUCGUACGCACUAUAUUUGUGGCGUACUACAAAAUGCAUACUAUAAGUAUGAGUAUUCGGAUUUAGCCCUGGAUUGGGCUUUGCGAGGUUUGUUUACCGGCGUUGCUAUGGUUACCAGUCUUGCGUGAUCCAACGGUUUAUUAGGUUUCUGAUAAAUCGCUGUCUAAUCAAUACGUCCAUUCACUGCCUCUUCCGUGGUCAUUACAAUAUUAUGAAUAGACUGCGUCGGGUUCUCCGACGUCUCUCCCUCUUGGCCUGCCCAUAACAGGUUUGAAUAUUAAGGGCUGCCUAAUAUUCCUUCGAAUUUUGAUUUAUUUUUUGAUAUUCAAAUUAUAUUCGAAUCACGAAGUUCGGAGUCAAAGCCCUACGACUCAGAGUCGCAUUGCUAAUGAGCAACUGGCGAUCAGCAGAAGGAGAGUCUUGGAAAAUGGCACAGGUUUUAUUAUUUAGGCUAAAAACUUCAUAACAACAAUUUAAAGACCAUUGAGAAUGAAAUAGCUAAAAAGUAAGAUUGGAGUGGGACUUUAAAAGGGUUUUUAAGAGAUUAAAUGUAGUAUUAUAUUCUGGUAGACCUUUUAAUGUUGGUCUGUCCUAUCAUACCAUUACCUGGUUUGUUUUUGUGUGUUACAUGUAAACAGGCCUUGUAAUGUUGGUCAGUCCUCACAUACCAUAACCUGGUUUGUGUUUGUGUGUUAUAUGUAAACAGGCCUUGUAAUGUUGGUCAGUCCUCGCAUACCAUAACCUGGUUUGUGUUUGUGUGUUACAUGUAAACAGGCCUUGUAAUGUUGGUCAGUCCUCGCAUACCAUAACCUGGUUUGUGUUUGUGUGUAAUAUGUAAACAGGCCUCAUAAACACUGUUGGUUUCACAAACCAUGAUUUGUGUGACCCCGUAAGCCUGUUGUAAGUCACAUUUUUUUCUAAAAGAGAAAUUAUCAUUUUGAAGUCAGAUUUGUGUUCUGCAGAUAAAAUGACAAUUUUUGAUGUCUUUGAAGUUCACCAGAUGCUGCGUUAGGUGUGGUCUCAUAAACCACCGCCAUGCAUGAAUUUGCAAGAUUGGUCUCGUAAACCACAUUUGCCUGUGUGUGUGUGUGUGUGUGUGUGUGUGUGUGUGUGUGUGUGUGU